AUUGCUGUUGGAUGCCUGUAGUUCCCUGUGUUAGUUUAGCAUUAUCUCCUCAUGUCACCGUUUGUGUCUUUGUUAUGUCAAAGUUAGACCUGCCCCUUGCUUUUCCCUGGCUGUAUCAAUGUUACCUGCCUGUUUACUCUCAUAAUAAAAGGCUUGCAGUCAAACAACACGUUGUUGGCACGUCAUCAUCGUCGAAGAACCCACCGACAUUACAGUUUGAUGCCAAAAUCAAAAAAAGCAAUCGACUCGUGUCGAUACAUCAGCAGUAGACUAUGGUGACAGUAACCUAAAUGAUACGGAGAUAGCCUGUGACUAACUUGAACGACAACGCCCCCCUCCUCUUUCACAUGCACGCAACCAAUGCGGGGAGGGGAGAGCGCGUUGAACAUGAAUAAAUCGGUAUCGCUGAAAGCCUACUGAGUGAACUGGAGUGUUGGUCUCUCUCUCUCCGGCUGUUGGAAUACUCCGCAUACUCAAAAUACUUUGUCUAAGUAAUCAAUGGAAGAAAUAAGUUUCGCUUCUUAUGAAAGCCUAAAACUUACACAUAACGCUGUAGUCGACCAGUUUUUAUUCGCAUCGUUUCGUAUCAGUUCUUGGAAACCAUCCUUCUAACUUGGAAAGGUGCGCAAACAAGGAGCGAAUUUAAACUGGUGCCCUUUUACGGGUCCCUCACCUGUGUACACGGAUGGUAUCCCUUUUGAGGAAAUUAUACGGCUGCACUCUCUGGGUACAGAGACACAUUUGAAAGAAUGAAGAGUCCUUGGGAGAAGAAUGCACGGUCGAAGUGUUGGUCUUAGACCGGUUGAUCAGAUGCUCCGAUGGGAGGGAAUGGUACUCACCCUACGCUGCUGCUGGGCUAUAGCUACCGCGGCAGCCUUCGUUGAUGCCGCUGACCCAUUGAGUUGGCUCCUUUCGGAUAAAGGACCGUUUCACCGCGCACAGGAGUUCACUGAGUUCACGGAACGAUACGAACAUGGCUUUACAACGAGAUACAAGAUUUACAGGGAGUUUGGGAGAUGGAGGGUUAACAGCAUGGCCUUGGAGAGACAGGAGAGCAAUGGAGUGGCUGCCCCUCUUGACCCAGAGUUUCUCCAUAACAUCAGAUUGCUGGGGCGAAGGCCCACCUUGCAGAAGAUAACAGAGAACAUCAUCAAGAAGUAUGGGACGCACUUCCUGCUCUCCGCCACUUUGGGAGGAGAGGAGUCUUUGACCAUUUUUGUGGACCAGAGGAAGUUGAGCAGAGGCCCAGAGGUUGGGAUCGAUCUGAACAGCACCUCAGCGCUGACCCUGGAGGCUCUUCACCAGCUGGCUGCCUCCUACUUCAUCGACAGAGAGAGCACACUGCGCAAGCUGCACCACCUUCAGAUCGCCUCUUCUGCCAUCAAGGUGACUGAAACGAGGACGGGCCCCCUUGGAUGCAGUAACUAUGACAACCUUGACUCUGUCAGCUCUGUACUGGUGCACAGCCCUGAAAACAAAGUCCAUUUGCAAGGACUCCAGGUCAUUCUGCCUGCCUACUUAAGAAACAGCUUCAUCCAGGCAGCCCUGGGCUACAUCGGCUGCAAUGCAGAGGGCCAGUUUGUUUGCCGACAGAACGACUGCUGGUGCCAGUGUCACCCCGGUUUCCCACAGUGCAAUUGCCCUGAGCAGGAGUUGCAUUCCCUGGAGGCCAACCUACUGCGCGUUAAAGAGACCUGGAGGGUGGCAAACCAAGGGUUUGAAGAGUCAGACGAGUUCCAGAGCUUUGUGGGUCGGCUUCCGUUGCAUUACGCCUUGAACUCAUCGGCCAUCUUGCACUUCUGGAGGAACGACGCCAGUCUAACGCAUCGGUAUCGGCUGCUGGAGACCAGCACCAGUCAGCUUCUCGCUAAGGCCCGGAGAACCACUAACAAGCUUUUCAGCCUGAGCAAGAGAUGCCACACUCAGCCCAAAAUAGUCCUGCAGAGGGAGAGGUCCUUCAGAUACUGGCUGAGCUACAUCCUCUCUAUCCUGUACUGCAGUGAGAACAAUCUUGUUGGCCAGUACUCAGAGGAAACCCACAGCUGCACCUGCCCAUAUGAGCAUCCUCCCUGCCAGGGCCUAACCCCAUGUUUAGUGGGCGAAGGACCUCGCUGUGCCUCAUGCUCCGUGGAGAACCGUACCCGCUGUGCCGGUUGCAACCCUGGGUACACCCUCGGCCACGGCUCGUGCCGACACGCGGUGCCCGACUCCUCGGACCACUACCUGGGCUUUGAGACGGACCUGCGGGAUGUGGAGCUGCAGUACCUGCUGCAGCGGCGGGACGGGCGCAUCUCGCUGCACGGCAUCUUCGUCAGCAACGACGUGCGGCUCAAUGCCUGGUUCGACCCGUCGUGGAGGAAGAGGAUGCUGCUCACGCUCAAGAGCAACAAGUUCAAGUCCAACCGCAUCCACAUGCUGCUGGGCCUCUCGCUCCAGAUAUGCCACACCAAGAACAGCACCCUGGAGCCCGUGCUGUCUGUUUACGUCAAUCCCUUCGGGGGCAGCCACUCUGAAAGCUGGACCAUGCCCAUCAACCAGCACGGCUACCCCAACUGGGAGAAGACUAAGCUUGAUAUCCCCCUGUACUGCUACAACUGGACUCUGACUUUAGGCAACAGGUGGAAGACUUUCUUCGAGACGGUGCACUUUUACCUAAGGAGCAAAAUCCGGGCUGACUCGGCCCAGGGGAACAGCUCGUUGUACCUGGAGCCGCUGGAAGUCACCGAUCCCUCCCAGAACCUGGGUUACAUGAAAAUCAACAGCAUGACGCUUUUUGGCUACAGCAUGCACUUUGACCCAGAGGCAAUCCAAGACCUGAUUCUUCAGCUGGACUACCCGUACACGCAGGGGUCGCGGGACACUGCACUGCUUCAGCUGGUCGAGAUCAGGCACCGGGUCAACAGGCUGUCCCCGCCUGGACCUCAGCCUCUGGAUCUGUUCUCCUGCCUGCUCCGCCACCGCUUAAAACUAUCCAGCUCAGAGGUGGUGCGGAUACUCACAGCUCUACAGACAUUCAAUGCCAAGCAACCAUAUUCUAUGGAAUAUGAACCCACCAAGCUAUGUAGUUAGUAGGCAGGUCCAGCAUAUUUUUUGCCAGUGUUGCAACUUUCCUUUGGUAACACUUCCUGUGAAUACCCUCUUCAUAAUACAUUGUAUACAUGUCUACAUUGCAUCAUAUGCUUUGCACAAGGCAUUAUAAUGUGUAUUACAGAGUUUCAAAAUAUCUCAUGAGGUUUUGUUAUCCCCUAGAUUGUAAACCUAGCCAUAAUGCCCUAAAACCAGACAGUUAUCAUCAUUUAUAUUAAGUGCAGCGGUAGUUAGAAAAGCAUAAUACUUCUUUCAAUAUAUUUUUCCAUAAUUCACCUAACUGAGUUUUCACAAUUUUCUACAUGCCUUAGGCAGGUUAAAGUUUUAGGUAAAAGUAAUAUGAUCUAUCAUUCUUAGAUUUAUGUAACUGAUUAUUCCUUUGUUUCCACUCCAUUGCAUAUAUUGUGCAAAGGCAUGAUUACAGUAUAUGUGUUGCCACAUUUAUGCUAAAACAAAGCAUUCUUAAUAGGUUUUCUCCUACACAUUUGGCAGUUGAUGUUGUUGGCAGGGGGCAGUUAAUAGGGACCCAAAUGUCUCAGGUGCAUUGCAGAUAUAAUGGUCAAGUGGACGGGCAAAUUGAUAUAAUCUAUCAAAGUAAUGCUGGUUGUGGUUCUGUUAAAUAUUUGUUGUGCUGGAUACAAUAGUGUUAUUGUGAAAAGAGACUCAAGACAUUCCUCUAUUUAGUACAUCCACAGUCAUGAAUAAUGCAACAAAAACCUUUCGCCUUUCAUCUUUCGCACCAUUUAUCACUUCUUCUCGCUGGCCAUGUUGCUGUGUAGAGCAGGAGUGGGCUACAGACAGUGCAUGUUGUACUGUGAAGGAGUGCCUUUACGGAUCCCAGGGACAACAUAUGCCGUGUGUUGAGGCUGUCACCAGCCAGUUGUGCACUGCUAUUGUAUCCUGCCACCUUUACUAUGCUUGUGUAACUAAAAAUCCCUAUGCACCAAGCUAGCCAACAUAACUAAACAUAACUCAAU
Clupea harengus (Atlantic herring) is the source of this 4064-nucleotide messenger RNA. RefSeq names its product BMP/retinoic acid inducible neural specific 3b (gene brinp3b). Lineage: Eukaryota; Metazoa; Chordata; Actinopteri; Clupeiformes; Clupeidae. Gene Ontology annotation, cellular component: dendrite; neuronal cell body; cytoplasm. The record is from RefSeq and is a predicted model, not a curated record. Gene Ontology annotation, biological process: positive regulation of neuron differentiation; nervous system development; cellular response to retinoic acid.